Messenger RNA from Cercopithifilaria johnstoni, 1737 nucleotides. The record is from the annotation of a GenBank genome assembly. NCBI's taxonomy places the organism in Eukaryota, Metazoa, Nematoda, Chromadorea, Rhabditida, Onchocercidae.
AUGAAUGAACAACGUGAGAUCGUAAAAGCAAGCUGGCUACAGCAUAUAGUACAUAAAAGAGGUGGUACUUUACAUCGCAAAAAGAAAAUUCUAUAUGAAGAAGGGAAAUGGGUCGUAUUAUGCGUUCACAAUGGUCGCAUACCACUUCUGGAAUGGUACUUUUCAGAAGAGUAUGUGCAUGGACACAGGCCUUCGAAAGUAAUCGAUUUGUUGGAUUCGUCUUUUGUAAGGGUCAUUAUGAGUGAUCCAUCCAGACGCAGUUUCAUGAUUGGUUUCAUGGACCGUUCACGUGAUGCCAUUGAGCUUUCUGCUUUAACAAUAGAAGAUUGUGAUGACUGGAUUCGGUCAACAACUUCCGCUCUCGUACGAUUAAAAUGUUUGGUGGAAUCUGCAAAUUUCUAUAUUUCAGCACCUGAUUUUACAUCCGAGCCAUCUAGAACUACUGAACAAUUUAUUUAUGAAGAUGCAAGUCUUGAUGAGGUGCCCGAAGGACUGGCGCCGUCACUACCAGUUUCUACUCCAAGGAACUCUGAAUACGAGCGCAGUAGAUUUCCAUCAUUGCCAAUGCAGUUAUCUGGGAAACCAUUUCUUCCUCGUACACUGAGCAUUGAAGAGAAAAAAGUGAAGAAUCAUGGUGUGGUGAAAAACCCACCUCCCCUUCCGCCUCGUAAUAUUUCAUCCUCACAAGCUCUUGCUCCCAAAAUUGGUACAAAACGGUGUUCAAUAUAUGAUCAUCCAAAGAAUCAUGCAUCCACAUCGUUUGGGGAUUUAUCGACUGUGGAAGGACUGCCAGGAGACAUUUCAACAAAUCCGGAAAAUUCUGUAUAUAGUACUUUGGAGGGAGCGACAUCGUUAGAUACUGAAAUAGUAGCACCAGUAAGCUUGUGUUCCGAAUCGAUGAAGCGUGGUUAUUCUGUCCCAGCUGGAACCUUGAAUGUCAGUAUAGCUCACUCACGUCGUAUUACUGGAAAUGAUUCAUUUUCACUGGAUUAUGAGGCAUCUUCUGGAAUGAUUAAUCGGAUUUCGCCAGUUUUAAACAUUGCAUUGCAAAAAACCCAUUCAGCUAGUGAAAGAAACAGUAAUCGAAUGUUAGCUGAGAAUCAUAACCAUUCACAAAUCGAUAAUAGUGGUAUUUCAAAUGGUUUGAAAAAUUUAACAGUGCAACCUUUUAUAUGCGUGCAGCACAUUGCUUACGUGGAUUUCGGUGGGAAAGUAUGGGUAGCAGGUUGGACUUCAAUAGCUGAGAAGUAUCUCGCCGGCCAAUUGUUUGUUGGUGACCAACUUGUACGAAUUGCUGAUGUUGAUAUAUAUAAUACGCAACAAAUUCCAUUCAUUUUCAGUACUACAAAAACGGGGUUAUCGGUAAAUAUUGCCAUCCAGCGAGUGCCUCAUGGGACAAUUUAUAUACUGCAGAAAACGAAGCAAAAAUUUGAUACGGGCUUAAUUUUGGAUAAACAUAGAAUCAAACUGGCUGACGUGCUUGAAGGAUCACCAGCAUGGAAAGCUGGUAUUCGGGCCUCAGUUCCGGCAGUUACACGAACAGGCACUACUCCUGCUUGCAUCACUUGUGUGGACAAGCAUGCUUUGAAUAUAUUUUCAGAAGAUGAUGAAGUUUUCAAGCAAAUCGACACUUUACCUUUGUCUGUUUUCACUGUCAUGGUACAACCGUAUGAUUUUGUCAAACUUAUGAAAAGAAGCUUAAAGAAAUUGAAAAAUGUCAAUGAUUUUGUUCAUUGA